Molecule: messenger RNA, 561 nt
Organism: Pieris macdunnoughi
Lineage: Eukaryota; Metazoa; Arthropoda; Insecta; Lepidoptera; Pieridae
Source: the annotation of a GenBank genome assembly
AUGCUUUCUCCGGAGGAACCACAACUUAAAAUAUACAUGCUAAAAGCGGGCUUGGAUGAAACUAAAAAUACGUUACUGUCGCAGACUGACGUUCUCCUUUCCAUUGAAGAAGAGAGUGAGCAACUGAGUGAAGAGAACAAAAAAGUUUUACGAGAAUCGCAUGCCUUAAAUGCUAAAGUUGAGAGUUUGAAACUAGAAAACGUCCGUCUCUCGGCCAAAAGGAUCAUAAUUAUGCAACAGUGUGAAGAGGCUACAACUUGUCUGGACCGCACAAAAGAAAACCGAGAUCUGAUUUUUCAACAGAUAAAAGAAGAACUAACUAACUCGGAAAUUAUGUUACGUCAGUAUGAGGAUCACCUCUUUGAGAUUGCAGAAAGAUACAGAAAGAACCCGGUAUUCGGUAAUGAGGAAGCCAUAAAAAUCGAAACGGAGAAGAUGAAAGAAACAAUAUCUGAACUUGAACAUGAGGAAGCUAAGCAUCAGAACAUAGUCCAACUCUUGCAGCGUGAGUUGGACAGUUUUGGGACUUCUAUACCUGAAGAUAUAUUGGAUAUUGUGUAA